Amyelois transitella is the source of this 8278-nucleotide messenger RNA. RefSeq names its product mediator of RNA polymerase II transcription subunit 13 (gene skd). The transcript has 32 exons. Gene Ontology annotation, biological process: regulation of transcription by RNA polymerase II. Lineage: Eukaryota; Metazoa; Arthropoda; Insecta; Lepidoptera; Pyralidae. Gene Ontology annotation, cellular component: mediator complex. Gene Ontology annotation, molecular function: transcription coregulator activity. The record is from RefSeq and is a predicted model, not a curated record. The coding region runs from base 171 to 5471 and encodes 1766 amino acids.
GCACCAUCGGCUUGCUUGGGUUGUUGUUUCAUCCGCCAUUUUCCAUAGUCGCCAUUGAGAGGUGAAAACUGCGCUAAAUGUCGGUGAUAAUUUUAAGAUUUUGAGUGGUUUCUUUAAGAUUGAACCUGUUUUAAGUGUUGUGAAAUGAAAAUGAAGUGCCCUGGACUACCAUGACGCAUCAAACAAACGGUGCCAGUCUCGAGGAUUGCCACACAAACUUCUUCGCCUUGACGGAGCUGUAUGGCAUAAAAUGGCGUAAGCUCGUGUGGGGGGAGACGAGCGGCGGCGAGGGCGAUGAAGGCUCCGCGCCGCUCGCCGACCCCGUGAUCAGCAGCUACGCGCGCUGCCUCGCAGGCGACAUCCUGUGCGUGUGGCGGCGGGUGCCGGCGCCGCAGUCCGCCGACAUCUACGAGAUGACGGCGCCGGCACCCCCACCGCUCUCGCUCAAAGCCGCCAAGGAGCUGUGGAUCUUCUGGUACGGCGAGGAACCAGACUUGAACGGCCUCGUGGCACCGGAGCUCAUUGCGAGCCAAGGCGACCAAGGAUCGUGGGAAAGUGGGCUUUCCUACGAGUGCCGUUCGCUGCUCUUCAAGGCUCUUCAUAACCUCAUUGAAAGAUGUCUCUUAUCUAGGGACUUUGUGAGGCUUGGCAAGUGGUUCGUGCAACCGUACGAUGGAGAUGAAGAGGACGUUGGCAACAGCCCGUGGCACCUGUCGUUCUCGUUCGCGUUCUUCCUCCACGGCGAGAGCACGGUGUGCGCGUCCGUGGACGUGCGGCAACACCCGCCCGUGAGGACUCUGCCGCGCCGCAGCCACAACAACAACCACCAUCAGAAGGUGAUCCUGGCUCCAUUCGGUCUGGAGGGAACUCUGACUGGGCGGGAAUGGAGCGACAGUGACGCCGCCACCGCUCGCCUGCUGGACGCGUGGCGACAACUAUACCCUUUGGAGCAGGGCUGCGGGGCCGUUGAGGUGAUAAUCGGCGGCACGCGCAUGCGCUACCCGGUGCCGUACGCGCUGCUGACGUCGCUGGGCGCGCGCGCGCCGCCGCCCGCGCACUGCCGCGCGCGCUGCGCCACCGCGCUCACCGCGCUCACCACGCCCACGCCGCACCUGCACCACGCGGAGUCUUGCUACAGCGAGUCUGCCCCGGACAAGUCCGAAGACUUCGUGGACCCGACGCGGAAGACCGCGUGCGCAUGCAACAAGUGGCGGCGGCGGCGAGCGCGCCCCCCCCGCCCCGAGCCCUUCCACCGCCGCCCGCGCCGCGCCCGCCUCCACAGGCCGCAUAGAGACACGUCGGCGGGCGGCGCGCUGUGCCUGGCGGGCGGCGCGUGCUCGCCGGGCAGCUGCGGCGGCGGCUCCCCCGCGCCCCCCGCCUCCGCGCCCUCCUCCGCCGGCGCGCAGCCCUCCUCGCCGCAUCACGCGCCCCAGUUACAGGUGGUGGCGGGCGUGCCGGCGUCGCUGCACACGCCCGCGCCCACGCCGGACCCGCUGGCGCCGCCCACGCCCGCGCCGCCCUCCGCGCCCGGCACCAAGCUAUUCGCACAGGGCGAUUCCCCACCGAGCGGCUCGGCGAACAACUCGAUCAGCCAACUGGACCCGCUGCCGGCCGAGCUGGUCAAGCGGCCCAGUCUGCCCGUGGCCGAGAGGAAGGUCGACCCCCUGGAGGAUGAGCAUUCACUGCACAUGCUCUAUGAUUAUACCACCGUCUACGCUUGGCUGGAGCACCCAGUGAAGCGAUUUAAAAGCGAAGAGAACAGUUGGAGCGAAGAGUUAGCUCUGGGUUCGCGCGGCGGCGACCUGUACGCGGGGCACGAACACACCACGAUGGCCACUUUGCUGCCCGCCGCGGACACGGACAUCAAGCUGGAGAAGACGGACCAUGAGGACGUAAAAGAGUACAAGAACCUAUUCACGUCGGACGGCCUCUGUCCGACGCUGAAGGACCUGGACCAGAUAUUCGACAAUUCUGACGACGCGGCCAGCGGCGAUGAGUCGGUAAGACUUCUGGCCGUGCAAACGCCGCCGGACUCCAACAAGUCCAUGGAAGAGUCCCGGUACAUGCGCGGCGGCUGCGUCCGGGCCGAGGAGCUGAGCAAGAUGUUCCCCACGCCGCCCAGCAUGGAGCCCCACACGCAGCCCUCGCCGGGCUUCUCGCUGCCCGACGACACGCCCCACGCCCACCACCACGCGCUCGCGCACGCGCAGCGGCACCUGCUGGCGGGGUCGCCGCCGCCCGACCCCAUAGAGGACUGGUCGUACGUGUUCAAGCCGCCGACGGUGUACAAGUACGUGGGGUCGUCGAAGUACGCGCCGCUGACGUGCCUGCCCAGCCAGCAGCUGCCCGCCGUCAGCCUGCCGCCCGCCGCCGUCUACCGCCCGCGCUGGCAGCACGACGCGGCCGAGGCUACGGGCGUGAAACGGAGCGCGUCCCCCGCGGCGGAGACGCGCGAGGCGACGCGCAGCCGGCGGGCGUGCUCGGCGACGCCGGGCGGCGCGGCGGCGGGCGACGCGCCUCCGCCCGCGCCCGCCGCGUCCCCCGCGCCGCGCGCCUCGCCCGCGCCCAGCGGCGCGUCGCCGGCGUCCCCGCGGGCCACGCACGCCGCCUGCCCGCUGCUGCUCAACGUGCUGCUGGCGGACACCGUGCUCAAUGUGUUUCGUGAUCACAACUUCGACAGCUGCACGCUCUGUGUGUGCAAUGCGGGGCCCAGGGUCGUGGGCAACAUCCGGGGCGCGGACGCGGCUACUUACUUGCCGGGGCCGACGUCCCCGGGCUCGCCGAGCUCCGCGGACGAGGACCCGGGCCGGUGUAGCUGCGGCUUCAGCGCCAUCGUCAACCGGCGCCUGUCGCACAAGGCGGGUCUCUUCUACGAGGACGAGAUGGAGAUCACGGGGCUGGCGCCGGAGUGCGGCGGUGGCGGGUCGGCGGCGCUGGCGGACGCGGCGGCGCUGGUGCUGGCGGCGUGCGCGGGGCCCGCGGGGGGCGCCGCCGCCGCGCUCGCCCGCGCCGCGCGCGCGCCCGCCGCGCACGACGAGCUGCGGCUCAACGUGCUCGAAUACUCGGACGGCGGCGCGGCGGCGGCGCGCGCGCUGGCGGCGGCGGGCGGCGCGGGCGCGGGCGCCGUGCACCGCUGGCCCUUCAUCGGCGCGCGCGCGCCGCGCUCCUCAAGGGACGUCGUCAGAUUAAUGCGCCGCCUCCGGCCGCUCCUGCAAGACGCCAUCCAGAAGCGGUGCUGCGGCGCGCGCAUGUGGGACGGCGUGACCGGCCCGCUGACCUGGCGGCAGUUCCACCGGCUGGCCGGCCGCGGCAACGAGGACCUGUGCGAGCCGCAGCCCGUGCCGCCGCUGCUGGUGGGCCACGACCGCGACUGGAUCUCGCUGUCGCCGUACGCCAUCAGACACUGGGAGAGACUAUCCCUGGAGCCGUACUCGUACGCGCGCGACGUGGCGUACGUGGUGCUGGCGGCGGAGGGCGACGUGCUGACGGAGCCGCUGCGCACCUUCUUCCGGGAGCUGUCCACCGCCUACGAGGCGUGCCGGCUCGGCAGGCAUCAACCGGUGCACCGGAUAGCGCGCGAGGGCAUCGUGCGCGCGGCGCCCGCCCCGCGGCCGGGCGAGCGCGCGGAGCACGAGUGGGCGGGCGCCGUGCCCGCCGGCCGCCUGGGCGACUACGUGCGCGCCUACGGCGACGCGCUGCGCUCCAGCCUGGUGCCCGCGCUGGCCGCGCUGGGCCUGGAGCGCGCGCUGCUGGACCCCGAGCCCGCCACGCCCGACCACCCCGCCGCGCCCUCCACUCAAGGCGAGGCGGAGGAGAGCGGCGCGAGCGCGAACGCGCAGGCGGGCGCGGGCGCGGGCGGCGGCGAGGGCGGCGCGCCGCUGCUGGUGCUGUACCUGGUGGAGCCGCCCGCGCCGCACGACCAGCGGCCGCGCGCGCUGCCCGCGCUGCUGCGGCUGGCGGCGCGCGCGCACCACGCGCUGCGGCACCACAACCCGCUCGUGCAGAUAAUAUCCCUAGAAGGCGUUUACGAGAUGUGGGGCAUGGGCGGCUGCGUGUCCGAACUCCGGUCGCUGGCGUUCAGCGUGUUCAGCGGCGCGCGGCGGCUGCUCCAGCACCAGCCCGACGGGAAGUCGCUCACCGGUUUCGGGACCGCUGCAGACGCGAACCUCUUCUUAUCCAACAAAGAUGAGAAAAACCGAGCACCGUACAAGUUGUUCACGCCGGCCUGGGUGUUAGCGCCGCCUCGCGCCCUUCGAGACGUCGCCGAGAGCUGGGGCCAGAACUACGGGUCUACGGGCGCGGUGCUGUUCGUGUCCUACUGCCUGUCGCACGACCAGCGCUGGCUGCUCGCCGCGGCGACCGACGCGCGCGGGGAACUGCUCGACACUGUCGCCAUCAAUAUCGAUGUGCCGCAUAGAUCGCGACGGAGAAGGUCUGGACCGGCGCGGAGGCUGGGCCUGAAGAAGCUGAUGGACUUCACACUGGGCGUGAUGAGCCAAGCGGCCGUGCCGUGGCGGCUCGUCGUAGGCCGAGUGGGGCGAAUCGGACAUGGAGAACUCAAAGGUUGGAGCUGGCUCCUGUCCCGGAAGAACCUGUACCGAUCGUCGACGGCCCUGCGGGAGAUGUGCAGCAGCUGCUCCGUGCUGUACCCCGGCGGCGCGCCCGUCAUCCUGUCGGCCUGCCUCGUGUCCACCGAGCCCGACAGCUGCCUGAGGCUCAUGGCCGACAGGUUCACUCCGGACGAGAGGUUCUCGCAAGCGUCGAUACAAUCCCACCUGCACACGCCGCGUGACGUCACCGCCACACAUAUCCUAGUGUUCCCCACCUCCGCCACCACACAGUCAAACCAAAUGCCGUUCGACCCGCCGAUGGCCAACGGCGAGGGCGACGACAUGAUAUUCAACGUCGACAUGAUCGGCGACGAGGACAUGGGCGAGGACAACAUAUCGGACCUGUUCAUCGGCGACGUGUUCUCCAACAUGUGGGCGCAGAACAGCCCGCGGCGCGCCGACGACGACCCCGCCAGCCCCGCCGGCCACGCGCCGCACGCGCCCGCGCCCCACCACCACGACGACGCGGCCGCGGAGCAAGUGGGCACGGUGCUGCAGCAGCCGCUGGCGCUGGGCUACCUGGUGUCGACGGCGCCGCUGGGCGGCAUGCCGCGCUGGUGGUGGGCGGGCUGCGACCACCUGCGCGACGCCUGCCCCGCCUUCCUCAAGAACGCGCUGCACCUGCACACGGGCAACGUGCAGUCCGCCGACGACUACACCUCGCUCAUGCAGCGCCGCGACCACAACGCGCACCCGCUCGACUCGCAGACCACCACCGACGUGCUCAGAUACGUGCUCGAAGGCUACAACGCCCUGUCGUGGCUCUCUCUGGACAACGCGACUCACGACCGCCUCUCGUGUCUGCCGCUACACGUGCAAGUUCUAAUGCAACUCUACCACACCGCCGCCGCGCUCGGGUAAUGCCGUCGUUCUAACCGGGAACACAAGAGGACGAUUUUAUCGACGCGACGAUCUUUGACAUUUUGGUGUGAGGUGGAGAAAUGGUAAGAUCCCGAGACCGCCAAGAGAGGCAGAGUGUAAUAUCUCGCUUUAAAAACCGCUGAAUAUUUGGCCUUUUGGUCUUAAGGAAGGAUUUAGAACCAGAUAACACCAAUCUCUAGACGGAGACACCUAUAUCGUUGCAAUAUGGCUGCAAAAUAUUGGGUCCAGGAAUAGAGGUGACAUUUUGAUUUGUAUGACGGCUCUCACGAGGUUCGCUCAUCAAAUUCACUUCAAGUUUAAUUUCUUUUGCAAACCUUGCUCAUGAGCUUAAGUAAAACCCGGGUAUUUUUCAGUUACUUUUGAAACAUGUCAUUGUUAUCCUUGAGCACAACACAAUUGUAGAAAAAUAUGGGUGUUUUUAAUACAAUACAUAUUUCUAUAUAUUUAUCAUUACAAUAGAAAAUAUGGCAACAAUUUGUAACAAUAAAGUUUAGUUCAUUAUAGGAGCACGUGAGAUCCGUCCAUCAGAAUGAAUGUACCGCUGGCUGCACGAAGCGAAGUCACUUGUCAACGUGUUUAAUUUAUUAUUUGGAACUAGCUAGUUAGAUAAUUAACUACUGUCUGUAUUAUAUAUGUUUAGCUAGUGAAUUGUUUAUUUAUUUUAUCUUAUUUAAUUUAUAAUUUGUAAAUAAUGUAAUUAACUAAAAUAUUGCGUAACAUGUCCAUUAAUUUUGUUAAUCUUUGUAUUUAUUAUGAAAUACUUGACAAAUGAAUUCGCUUCGUGUACGCAACAUCUGACGGUCGAUUAGCAAAGAACUUUCCAAAGAUUGUCACGCGUCGUGCGUUAUACGACCACAUGACGUCACAACUUCAUAUUUCUAUCCUUACCUGUCGUAUGAACUUGCCGCCUGCUAGAGCGAGAUAGUGUUUCGUGAUGUGGUUGAGUUGGUUAGCGGGUGCGUACCCGCGAUCUAAUACGUGUGCCUUUUUCGGUCUUCAACUAAAUUCAGAUUAUCUAAUGCGAUAGAUCGCGGUCGCUUACCAAAACAAAUGUUACCACGCACAAAAUUCACAAGAUAUAUAUAUUUCAAUUUUCGGAUAUUUUAUAGGAUAAUGUGACAAUUAUUUAACACAGAAAAGUAAUUCCGAUAAUUGAAAUAUUGAUCCUUAAUUUAAAAAAAAAUGUUUAUAAAAUCUAGACUUAACUAGAUAAGCCGGGAAUCUAGAUCGUUAGUUCGAUAACAUGGAGGUCCAAUUUGGCAUAUGAAUGAUUUUCUAAAGUUUAUAUACUGAGAUUAGCUCGACGGCAUUACUGGUGCAUCAUCAGUCGUUACCUUCUGAUAAGCUGACACACAUACCUACCUAAACAACACAUACCACUCUUUUGCGGAGGGGUAGGCAGAAACUGUGUCUUACAAUUUGCCUAUUAUUUUGUUUCAUUGACAUUCAAUCAAUAUUUUCUGCACGCUCAGUUAAGAGUGUUCAUAACUAGUUAUAAAACUCAAUGAACAAAAUGUCUGAAACAUCUGUUUUAUUUAUUGCCCACGUAAAGAGGUACGGAUAUAAUUUGCAAAGUGUGAAAUCCAAAAUUUUUGUGAUCUUACAGGACUAUGACACAAAUAUCAUAGUCAUGUCUCUUACGUAGCUAGCGGUAACGACUGGGAUUGACUCAUUUCAUUCACCCCCCGUUCUGCAGGGGUUCUCUUCCAUUCUACUCUCAUACUUCCUGAUCUCUCGCUCCACAUAUGUAUUACGAACCUCAUUUUUUGUAGCUAAUCGUCAAUUUUACCAUAGCUGAAUCAUUUCUAAAUGUAACUUAUCGUAUUUAUAUAUAACUACUGUAUACUGUGUAAAAAUGAGACUUAUUUUUUCAUGUUUUAUGUAUUUUUUGUGGGUUCUUUUGACUUGACAUCCUUCGGACAACGACGACGCUCGAGAGACAUCAAAUUAAUUUAAGAAUAUGUUUUUAUUCAUAUUAGUUUUUGGUCAAAUUUCUAUGAUGAUUUUACAUACAUAAAAUCACGCCUCUUUCCCUAAAAGGCAGGCAGUGACUAUAUUUAUAUACUGAUAUGUAAUUUUUCAUGUGUGUCAGAAUGGCGGGUGUACCUCACGGAUUUUAAUAUCUGUUUUGGAUUAAAAACGUACCUGAUGUGUACCUCAGUGUACCUAUCCUAAAAAUCUGUGUACCUCCUUCUAUGUAAAGAUUUUUAAUAAAAUAGGUACACCCGCCAUCCUGACGUCAGGACCGCGGGUGUACUUCUAGUUAGAAUAUGUAGGUAAGUUAACUGUAUAUGUAGAUUUGGUACCUCUUGUGUACCUGCAGAAACAAAUAUUAAAUAAAUAAAAAAUAUUAAGGGUACUGAGAAAAUGAAAAAAAAGAAACUCUUAUAGGAUCACUCUAGUGUGUGUCUGUAUGUUAUUAUACAUUUAUGUAUAGGUACAGAAUUGUAACAUUCCUAAAUCACAAAAUAUAUUUUUAUGUAUAUAUUACAAAAAAAUAUUUCAAUCCAUAAAGGUCACAUUCUGAAAUCAUACAUUUUGAGCUUUUUCUUACAUUAUUACGAAGAUCGUCAAAACACUCCCAUCGCUUGCCUCGGAAGGAUACCUACAUGAAAGUAUAUACUGUAGUAAUGAACUAAAAGUAGAUCAUUUAUACAUAAACAUUUUGUUGUUGAUAUAGUUAAUUAUAAUUUGUAUUGUGCAACUUCUUUUCUGUUUUGUUCAGAAUGUGUCAUAACUGGCCAGUUACAAACAAAGAAAAAGAAAAUUUUAUCAUGAAAAAAAUG